Molecule: messenger RNA, 7923 nt
Organism: Nezara viridula (southern green stink bug)
Lineage: Eukaryota; Metazoa; Arthropoda; Insecta; Hemiptera; Pentatomidae
Source: the annotation of a GenBank genome assembly
AUAAGAGCCAAGAAGGUCGGCCAUGGCGGCGGUCGGACUCAAAGGAAGUUUAGCACUGUCGGUGUUUUGCUACCUGAUAUGGACAGUAAUUGCAGCUCCAGUGGAAGAAGGAACCUCACAUGCCUUGCAGCUUAGCGACUCGAUAGCGGAUGGACGAGGAUGUUAUUAUAAUUUUGAACAUUACGGAGAAGGAGAUCGGAUUUUAACAAACGAACCAUGCCUAAACUGUACUUGCCAUAAUCGGAUGCUCAUGUGUUACCUCAGGGUAUGUCCUUUCACGAAGGCUAUCGGUCAGGAUUGUACUGUCGAAAAGAAACCGGACCAGUGCUGUCCAGUCAUCACCUGUCCUCAAGUUCCAGUGGCAUUGCUGACAAGCUCCACCACAUCUGAGGCACCGUUGACAACAACAGCUCUCGGAAGACUUGAUAGUUACGGUUGUUUAUUGGAAGAUAACACAUUCUAUGCAGAUGGAGCUCAGGUUCCUUCAGAUCCACGAAAACCAUGCGAGUUGUGCUACUGUAUCAGGAACCAUACCGCUUGUGUGAUGCAAGAAUGUACUCUUAACGUUGAAGGCUGUAAACCAGUCUACCAAGAAGGUGUCUGCUGCCCUGUCCGCUAUGACUGUGAUUAUGAUGAUGUGGCAACCACACCCAAACCUACAAUAGGUCUCGUAACAACACCAGGAGGACCCAGUGACUGCCUUCACAACGGUCGCAUUUACCAUGAUGGUGCAAUGGUCAUGAAAGAUGAGAAGGCUCCGUGUGAACACUGUUAUUGCAUGAGAGGAGACAUUGUCUGUGCUGUUCAAGAAUGCGGUACUCCACUUGAGGGAACUAACUGUACACCAAUGGAACCCAAGCCCGGCCAGUGCUGUCCUAAUUAUGAAUGCACAAAUGGAACAUUCUCAACUGAAAAUUACUUCAAUGGAUUAUCAUCAUCAACUGAAACAUUGUCAGAAUCCCCGGUAACAGAAUCAAGCAAAAAUGAGAAACCUGAUUCCGAUGAAUCAAGUAAUGAAUCCACUUCUAAUGAGUCAAGUGAAGAGAAUAAAGAAGGAUCUGGGUCAGAAGUAUUGAAACCUGAACCUGAAGAACCUUCAAGUAAUAAUAAUAUUCAAGAAUCAUCUUCUACAGCUCCAGAACAGACAGAAGUUUCUGAUGACUCAUCAGCAUCUUCAUCAGAUGAACAUUACACAAAGCAACCUGAUACAAAUGAAUCAGUUACAUCUGAAACCCCAGUUCAAGAAACUGUUAAUGGACAAGCAGGAGAUUCAAUCCCUGAAGCGACCCAAGAUCGAGAUGUAACUCAUUCACAUGAAGAAUCUCCUGUUUUAGGAGACGACCAAGUUCAAGACCAAGAAAGUAUCAACAAACAAGAUACUUCCAUUGAACAAGAAGAUGAAACUACUCCAAAACAAGAAGUUACCCCAGAACAAGAUGCCACCAGUGGACAAGAGGCUACUCAUGAACAAGAGGAAGUUACCCAUGCCCCGGAAUUGACCAAUGCACAAGAAGAUACUAAUGAACAAGAGUCUACCCAUGCACCAGAAGAAACCACCCAUGCACAAGAGUCUAUCCCUGCACUAGAUGAAACCACUCAUGCCCAAGAAGAAAGCCAUAAUCAAGAAGUAACACAAGAAACCCCUGUAUUGGAUGAUGUAAAAGAUCAAGAUACAUCUGAAGAUAAAGAUGCAACUCACGAACAAAACUCAAAUGAACAUGAAGUAACUCCCAUACAAGAAGAGGUCACCCAUCUUCCUGAGGUUACUCACGAACAGGAUUCUUCUAUUGCACAAGAGGCUAGUCAUGAACAAGAUGUGACUCAUGUUCAAGAAGAAGUAACUCAACUCCCAGAGGUUUCCCAUGAACCACAGAACCCUAAUGUACAAGAGAAUACUCAAGAACAAGAUGCAACUGAUGUAAAAGAAGAGGUCACCCAUCUUCCAGAGGUUAGUCAUGAACAGGAUUCUACUAUUGCACAAGAGGCCACUCAUGAACAAGAUGUGACUCAUAUUCAAGAAGAAGUCACUCAAGUCCCACAGGUUUCCCAUGAACAGGAGUCCCCUGCCGUACAAGAAGCUGCUCAUGAACCAGCUGUAACUCAUGUAGAAGAAGAGGUUACUCAAGUUCCAGAGGCUACACAUGCUCCUCAGGUUUCCCAUGAACAGGAAACCACUAAUGUGCCAGAGGCUUCACAGGACGAUGAGGUUAUUCAUAACCAAGAUGCCACUCAACAACAAGAAACUGCUAAUGUACAAGAGACAACAAAUGUGCCAGAAGUAAUCGUUGAACACUCAACACUGAAACAAGAAAUACAGACACAAGCUCCAGUAGAAGUAGUGAAGGAUUCUCAGGUUACCAAUGAAAUACCAGAAUCAACUCCUCCAGAACAACCAGAACCUUCAACUGAAGAGCCUGUCAUAGAAGUAGCAAGAGUACCUGGAGAAGGAAGUUGUCUUGUAGACGGAAAAACAUAUGCACACAACUCAAUUAUUUCCUCUGAUAAUCCAUGCCAUGAUGAAUGUAGGUGUUAUAGCUCAAUUGUCACAUGUAAGACAAAAGAAUGUGCUCCUGCUCCAACCCAGUAUGAACACUGCGAGCCUGUGAUUACUCCAGGUUCAUGUUGCCCGACCUACAUGUGUGAUCAGAAGCCAUCAGAUGCUCCAGAAGCCCACAGUCAAUUAUCGGACCAUACAGGUGAUUCUCCUCACAGUGAUGCUUCAGAUGAAACAAUUAAUGAUAGCGUUGGAACAACACAGGCAUCAGUUGAAAGUGAAAAUAAGGAUAAUUCAAUUGCGCCAGUUGUAGAAGGAAUCCCAUCAGAAACUUUACACCCAGGAUCAGAUGAGAAUGCAGUACCAGCUGGACAACCUGAGGAAACCCACCACGAACCUGACAUCCAAACUACAGAACAAACAAGUACAUCAGCUGAUGCUUCCUCUUCAAAUAUUUAUGAAGAUGAAAAUGUCAAUUCCCAUGUUGUCCAUGGGGAAGAUGCAGCAAUACAUGAAGGACAACCAGAAACGAUGGAUAAUAAACUUGAAAGUGGAAGUAGGCCCCACCCAUCAGAAGAUGCAACGGCCAUUCCAAUCAUUCCAGAAAAACCUGUUGAAGAAACCCAAGAAACUGGAACUACACAAGAACCUGAAACACCAAGUGCUGAUCAUACCGAAGAAGAACCAGUGAAACAUGAAGAUGAACCUGUGCCUACAUCAGAUGAUGAUUCUUCACAAGCCACACUUGAUGUUACCUCUAGCCCAAAACCUAAUGAGGAGGAAUCAGCUCCAACUCAAGAAACAACUGUGGUCGGAUCUGAAGAAUCUGAAAAAAAUCACCCAGAAAUUCCAGAAACAACUGUAAAUUAUGCAGCAGAAGUGACAACUGCCCAUCAAGACUUACAAGAAACCCAUGAUUCCACUGUCACAUCAGCUAAUAAUGCAGAAGCCGAAGAAAAUAAUAAUGAUGUUACUUCUAGUGAUUCCUCAAUAGAUGAAAGUAAGCAUGAAGAAAGCAUAGUGACAAUAAAACCAACAGAAAUUAAUUUGUCUCAAGAGUCCGAUCAGGGAAAUACAGAACAGGAUUACAUUCCUACAGAGGGUCCAAUUGGUAUUCCAGACCAAUCUCACUCUCAAUACGAUGACGAUCCAGAACAAGUACACCAUGCCAUUUUAUUUCAGCAAACUACUGAAUCAGAAAGUUUACCCGAGGCGUCAACUGAAAACAUUGCUGUGAGUGGAGAUCCAUCUGUACCAUCAGUGUCUAAUGAAGUUCCUGAUGAAAAUCAAAACGUAGUCACAGAAGAAAAUAUACCAUCAGAAACAGAGAGUCCACAGAAACAUGAUUCUGAUGCUGAAGCUAAUCAGGUUACAUCAGUCAGUGUUGAAAGUGAUGAAAUAGUAACAAGCUUACCUGAUGUCACAGAAAAAGUUUCAUAUGAAACUACUUCUAAACCACUUUCUGAAGAAGCAUCUAGCAGUAGCUCUCCAGAUGAAAAAGCAACAGAGCCAUCAGUAAAUCAAGUUUCUGGUGAAGCAAAUGAUGAAACAAGUCAUGGCUAUGACGAAACAACCGAUUCAGUGAUGCAAACAACGAUUAGGCAAGAAAUUUUACCUGAUACUGAAAAAUCUCAAGAUGAAAGCAACACACAAGAUAUCGAUAAUAAAAUAAGUUCUAGCACAGAACAUGAUAAACCUGAUGAAAUAACAACCCAUCCACCAAUUGUAAAUCAAGAUGAAAAUGAAAAUACUGAUGAAAAAAUAGAAAAUGUAACACCUCAAGAAACAUCAGAACAAACUUCAGAAGAAAAUAUUCAUAACGAUGAAGUAAUAACUCAUUCAGAUCCUGUUCUUACCGAGGAGGCACAUUCUGAAGAGAAACCUAUAGAAGAAACCCAUGAACAAGAUCCAGUAGAGCACGUGACGCAUGAAACUGCUUCAGAAACAUCCACUGAAGAAGUAAAGGCUGAAGGAUCCGAUUCACAUAAACCAUCUGAAGAAACAGAUAUUCCAGUCCACCAUGCUGAAAAUGACAUCCACUCAGAUUCCACCCCUGAGGUCAUUUUUGAAGCAGUAACAGUUACUGGAAUGCCUUCAAUAGAAUCACAUGUUACAGAAGGAACAGUCGACCAUUCAGUACACUUAACAGACAAUUUACUUGACGAUGAUGUUGUACCUACAACUGAACACACUGAACCAGAAAAAGAUUCUUCUCUUUCUAAUGAAGUACCAACUUCUAAUGAGCCAGUUAAUACUGAAACCCCAUCUGAGCCUAUUGUAGAAACAGAAAAAACGAUUGUCGAACAACCAGCUGAAGACAACACAGCAUCUCCUAAUCCAGAUCAACAAAAUGUAGAAGAUCCACACCAUGACACAACUUCCAGUCAACAAGAAAUAACUUCAAGCGAAUCAUCAAAUGAAGUAGUAGCCACAACUCAGAAAUCUAGUGUAGAAGAAACAUCACAUCAAGAAAUUGUAAGUGAUGAUGAAAAUUCUUCAGGUUCAAAUGAGGCCAUUCCAACAGAAUCCAUUCCAUCAGAACAAACUGCAACACCCAUUACACAUGAUGAUCAUGAAAAUACAAACCAAGUUAUUUCAGAAGAAAGUACCUCAGCACCAAAUGAUGUAGCUGAUACUGUUCCACAAGAACUACCAACUCCUGCUUCAGAUGAUCAAAAGAAUGAAGAGACUCCUUUAUUGGAAGUGUCUCCUGAUAAGUCUGAUGAGCCUUCCCAGCCACCUAAUGAAAUAAAUACAGAACCAGCUAAUGUAGUAUCAGAGCAAGAAACUACAGCUAUUCCUCAAGAAGAAACUACCCACCCUGUAAUCAAACAAGAAACAAAUCUUGAUGAUAAUGUUGAAGCUGAUAUUGUAAAUCAACCCCAAACAGAUGCUCCACUAGAGGAUGAAAUUGUAAAUGUUGGUAGUACAGAGCAAAAUCCUACUGAGGUUCAAACUGAUCAGGGACAAGUCCCUCAUGUGGCUGAUGAAGACCAGUCUGUUGUAAGUCAUGAACCCACAGAAAUUUUUCCCACAACUGAAGAAAGUUUUGUAACAAAUCCUCCUAUUCAAACAGUACAUGAAACCUCACAAGAUGUAAUCCAAACAGAGUCUUCACCAGAACCAAAUCAAAAUGAAGUACUGCAACAGGAAACAACUACAGCACCUGUGCAAAAUCAGCCAGAAAAUACAUCUGAGGAUAGUAGUCGUCCUGAUGAGAACGUAGAUACAGUUAAAGAAACAGAAACUGAAACAGUACAAGUUCAAACAGAGAUACCUUCAGAAAGCACUGAAGUACCUUCAUCUGAUAACAAGGAACAAUCUCAUGAAGUUUCUACAGAGCACUUAAUUGAACCAGAACCUGAACAAACUGCAACUCCAUCCUCUCCUAGCGUAGAUCUUGAGAGUUCGACUACUCAUGAAACAGUAGUAUCACAAACAGAAAAUAUUUUAUCUUCUAGCACAGGUGGUUCUGAUGAAAUAUCACAGCCAUCACAGAGUACAGGCAAUGAAGAUUCAACUACACAAACUCCACAAGUCACUCAUUUAGAACAUGCAGCUCCACCAGCACCUGACUCAGACAGUCAUGUCUUAGAAACUAAUGAGGGUGAAGGAGAAUCUGUAACCCCAGCAGCAGAACACACAACAAUCAGUGACAACAAUCAACAACAUAUUGAAGAAGUUCACCUUGACGAUGAUGCUCCACAAAACCCAGCAGAAGCUGAACAACCAAUUGUCAAUGAACCAGUUCCAGAAGAUCCUAUAGUUCCAACAACUCACAUCCCAGAGUUAGCUGAAACAUCACCUGGCUUCGUAAACCAUGAAUCAAGCACUGUCCUCCCUGAGACUCAUCCCCAUGUCUCAUCUUCUGAAGCUACAAAUGAAGACAUCCCAUCAAGUACAGAACACGCCAUUAUUGAAGAGGUCCAAACUACUCCAAAGGAAGCGGUUCAAGAAACUCAAAAAAUAGAAACUGAAAAGCCUGCAGAUCGGUUACAGGUUACUGAAAGCACUGCAAGUGUCCCACCAGUUCCUGACAAAUCAGAAGAGCAUGAAAGUUCAGAGCAGCUAGAUGAUCAUAGUUCAAAAGUUCCGAUUACUCCAUCAACUGAAGCAGCACCUUUAAAUGAAAUCCCUAGUUCAACGUAUAAACCAUCUAUUGUUCACCAUGAUGAAAGCCCUUCAUUCCCAACGUGGUCACAAAAACCAUUUGAACAUCACACGACACCAGAGCCACACCCACCAGAAGAAAAUCAUUACCCAUCAGGUUUCGAUCCUGAGUACGAAGACGAAGAAGGAGUCAGUUAUGGUCCAGGCACUUGCCGCUACGGUGGUAAAGUUUACCUUUCGGCUCAACAAAUCCCAAGAGAUGAUCCUUGUGACUUCUGCUUCUGCUUCCGCAGCGACAUAAUCUGCCUUCAACAGAGUUGUCCACCUCCAAUCAGAGGCUGCUAUCAAGAAACAAUCAAAGGUUUCUGCUGUCCGAGAUACGAAUGUCACGUCUCCAUGGCUACAAUGCUGAACAUGACUACAACUACAACAACUACAACCACUACAUUACCUCCUCACUUCUUAGCUCAUGCAUAUAACGGUGCAGCAACGAAAGCUGGCUGUCAAGUGAAAGACGUAGCAUACAGUGUGGGAGAAAGGAUACCUUCCACGUCUGGUCCUUGUUUAGAAUGCAGGUGUGGAGCGAACGGACAAAUGAAAUGUGAUCCUACCGUUUGUGGACCACAGGAAGCGUUACUAAGGCAAGUGAUGGAUGCUGCAGUUAGCAGAAGAAGGUAAAAUGAACAGCCCAAAUCAUAGGUGCCAUUCUUAGCUCAAGUAUUCACGACUGAACACACCUUGGUGAUAGGGCUGUCACCUGCGGACUGAUUUUUUAUUGAUAUUUAAAUAAACCGGUUUAAACUGGUCUCGGCACACCGAUGAGCCACCAAAGGACUUUGGGCUUUGCCGCCUGCAGUGGUGUGUUUCAAAAUAACUUCAAUACAAUUAAAGGACUGGUUCCAAUGUUGUUAAAAGUAUAUAUAGGAACCGUAAUUAUAUUCCAACAGCCUACAUUGUUUGAUUGGUAGAAGUUUUGCCAUUUUUUUUUAUUAUUAAAAUUAUUUGGACUAUUUAAUUAUUAGGCAAGUGAGUUAUUUCUACCUCCUGAACAUUAGGCUGCCACUGUAAAUGAUAAUUUUACUAUUAUUAGUUUGAAUGUAGAAUAAGUUAUUUAUGUAUACCUAUUUAAGAAAGUGAAAAGAAAAUGGAAAGUUUAAAUUAAAUUAAUGUGAUUUAGAAAGUGUGAUGUAAAGACAAUAGUAAUUCACAGUCUCAACUAGUAUCCUAAAAUAUUUUCCACUUUUUUAUAUCCUUGGUAUUAUAGAUAAUCUAUAUAUACCAAUUUGUAACAAUGUGAAAUAAACAUGUUCUUGUAAGUA